UGACGAUUCAAACAUAAAUUCUACUUCAAUAUAUUAUAUUUUAUUUAAAAAAUUUAGCAUUGCAAGAUAUGGGUUAAAGACAUUUCAAAUUAAUUAUUUAGCGAAAUAUAAAUAGAUGACAUUUAUUAAUAAACGUAAUAAACAUCAAAGUGUGUUUACGUAUAUAACGUUCUUUUAUACACAUCCCUUAAUGUGUUACUUUUCUUUUUUUUUUUGAAUAUAUCUCUUUCAUAUAGACUAGCGAUCACUAGUGUGGGUGGAUUGCAUACGAAGACAGAUGGCGAAUGGCUUUUUUUUUCAACCAUUCUCUAUACUCUACCACCAACGCUACAGUCGAUGCGCUUACCAACUGCUAUGAUUAACAACUAUAUAACGAUUUGUUUCCUUCCGGCAUAGCUGUAUAGUAAUAGUUGCUUUUAGAAUUAUUUUCAUUUUUUUUAUCAUGCAUACAACGUCAAAGAAUAGUAUUCAACAACGAUCAUUAGUUUCACAGAUGUGUGUCAUCUGUGUGCAUUUAACACAACGCUUUUUAGCAAACCAAUAGAUAAACCAAAAUUUCGUCCUGAUCAAUCGAAAUUUGAAUAUGAAAAAAAUCAAUUUUUAUUUGAAGAUAUUAAUACAAGUCAAUCAUCAAUAUGGAAUAGUUCUUGGGAUGGUUUAAAAAGUGAAAAUAAAUGGUUACGUCAUUUUUAUUUAAUUCGACAUGGUCAAUAUUUUGAUAAUGCUCGAACAUUAGAUGAAAUGAAAUUAACAUUACUUGGUAAAGAACAAUUAGAAUAUACAGGCAAACGUUUAAAUCAAAUGAAUAUAAAAUUUGAUCGUCUUAUUCAUUCUGGUAUGGUUCGUGCAUUUGAAAGUGCUGUUAUAAUUAAUCAACAACUUAAUUCACAACUUGAAUUAAUUGAAGAUAAAAGUUUAUCUGAAGGUUUACCUGUUGCACCUAUUCCAUAUGUUGGAAUUUCUCAACGAGAUGUUGAUGCUUUUGGUGAUAAAGUAAGAAUUGAUGCAGCUUUUGCAAAACAUUUUCAUCGAGCAGAGAAAACUCAAAAUAAAGAUACACAUGAUAUUAUUGUAUUUCAUGCAAAUAUUUUACGUUAUUUUAUUUGCAAAAUUAUGCAAUUUCCAAUUCAAGCAUGGUUAAGAAUAACAUUAAAUCAUGGUUCAAUAACACAAGUAAUUAUUUUAAGUGAUGGAAGUGUUCUAAUAAAAGGUAUUGGUGAUAGUGGUUUUAUGCCAGCAAAUAAAGUGACAUUCUAA
This is a messenger RNA of Rotaria sordida, 1257 nucleotides long. The record is from the annotation of a GenBank genome assembly. Lineage: Eukaryota; Metazoa; Rotifera; Eurotatoria; Philodinida; Philodinidae.